CCCAGCCAGGGAGUCUCCAGAGGUGAGGCCGUUCUUUAAAAACUGGGAACCAGGAGAGGAGCCCCCACAUUCAAGGGGUGCUCUCAGAGGCCAUCUGGAGAAAGAAGAGCAGGCAGCACCGAGCAAGGUGAGAGCCUCUGUGGGGAUUCCCCUAUUGGCUGAAAAUGAGGCCACUCCUACUCCUGGGUUUUGUCUUGCCCAGUUUCCUGUGUGCCCAGCAAGCCUGCUCCCGUGGGGCCUGCUAUCCACCCGUUGGGGACCUGCUCAUUGGGAGGAUCCGGUUUCUCCAUGCUUCAUCCACCUGUGGACUGACCAAGCCUGAGACCUACUGCACCCAGUAUGGCGAGUGGCGGAUGAAAUGUUGCAAGUGUGACUCCAGGUUGCCUCAUAAUUACAAUGGCCACCGAGUGGAGAAUGUGGUUUCAUCCUCAGGCCCCAUGCGCUGGUGGCAGUCCCAGAAUGAUGUGAAUCCUGUCUCUCUGCAGUUGGACCUGGACAGGAGGUUCCAGCUUCAAGACAUCAUGAUGGAUUUUAAGGGGCCCUUGCCCGCCGGGAUGCUGAUUGAGCGGUCCACAGACUUCGGCAACACCUGGCAGGUGUACCAGUACCUGGCUGCUGACUGCGCCUCCGUCUUCCCCCGGGUCCGUCAGGGCCAGCCUCAGAGCUGGCAGGAUGUUCGGUGCCAGUCCUUGCCCCAGAGGCCUAACGGGCAUCUGGACGGGGGGAAGGUUCAACUUAACAUCAUGGAUUUAGCAUCUGGGAUUCCAGCAACUCAAAGUCAAAAAAUUCAAGAGCUGGGGGAAAUCACAAACUUGAGAAUCAACUUCACCAGGCUGGCCCCUGUGCCCCAGAGAGGCUACCACGCCCCCAGCGCCUACUAUGCGGUGUCCCAGUUGCGUCUACAGGGGAGCUGCUUCUGUCAUGGCCACGCUGACCGCUGUGCCCCUAAGCCUGGAGCCUCUUCCAGCCCCUCUACCGCUGUGCAGGUCCACGAUAUCUGUGUCUGUCAACACAACACCGCCGGCCCCAAUUGUGAACGCUGUGCACCCUUCUACAACAAUCGGCCCUGGAGACCUGCAGAUGACCAGGACCCCCAUGAAUGCCAACCGUGUGACUGCAACGGGCACUCUGAGACGUGUCACUUCGACCCAGCUGUGUUCGCCGCUAGCCAGGGGGCGCACGGAGGUGUGUGUGACGACUGCCGGGACCACACCGAGGGCAAGAACUGUGAGCGGUGUCAGCUGCACUAUUUCCGCAACCGGCGUCCUGGAGCUCCCAUUCAAGAGACCUGUAUCCCCUGCGAGUGUGAUCCCGAUGGGGCAGUGCCGGGCGUUCCCUGUGACCCAGUGACUGGGCAGUGCGUGUGCAAGGAGCAUGUGCAGGGGGAGCGCUGUGACCUGUGCAAGCCGGGAUUUACAGGACUCACCUAUGCUAACCCACAGGGCUGCCACCGCUGUGACUGCAACAUCCUGGGGUCUCGUCGGGACAUGCCGUGUGAUGAGGAGAGCGGGCACUGCCUGUGUCUGCCCCACGUGGUGGGCCCCAAAUGUGACCAGUGCGCUCCCUACCACUGGAAGCUGGCCAGCGGUCGGGGCUGUGAGCCGUGUGCCUGCGACCCUCACAACUCCCUCAGCCCCCAGUGCAACCAGUUCACAGGGCAGUGCCCCUGUCGAGAAGGGUUCGGUGGCCUGACCUGCGACGCUGCAGCCCUCCGCCAGUGUCCUGACCGGACCUAUGGAGACACAGGCACAGGAUGCCGUGCCUGUGACUGUGACUUCCGGGGAACAGAGGGCCCAGGCUGUGACAAGGCCUCGGGCCGCUGCCUCUGCCGCCCUGGCUUGACCGGACCCCGCUGUGACCAAUGCCAACGAGGUUACUGUGACCGCUAUCCAGUGUGUGUGGCCUGCCACCCUUGCUUCCAGAGCUACGAUGCUGACCUCCGGGGGCAGGCCUUGCGCCUCAGCGGCCUGCGCAAUGCCACUGCCAGCCUGUGGCCAGGGCUGGGUCUGGAGGAUCCUGGCCUGACUGCCCGGAUCAUGGGUGCAAAGAGCAAGAUGGAGCAGAUCCAAGCAAUUCUCGCCAGUGCCUCGGUCACCGAGCAGGAGGUGUCCCAGGUGGCCAAUGCCAUUUUCUCCAUCAGGCAGACUCUCCAGGGCCUGCAGCCCGAUCUGGCCCUAGAGGAGGAGACCUUGUCCCUCCCGGGAGACCUGGAGAAUCUGGACAGAAGCUUCAAUCGCCUGCUCAUUAUAUAUCAGAGCAAGAAGGAACAGUUUGAAAGGAUAAGCAGUACGGAUCCUUUAGGGGCCUUCCGGGUGCUGACUGCAGCCUACCAGCGGUCCUCCCAGGCUGCUCAGCAGGUCUCCGAUGGCUCCCACCUGCUCCUCCAGCUCAGGGACAGCCGCAGAGAGGCAGAGAGGCUGGAGGGGCAGGUGGGAGGAGGAACGGGAGCCGGAGGUCCCCAGCUCGCGGCCCUGAGCCUGGGGAUGGCUUCCUUGCCUGAUCUGAUGCCCACCAUCAACAAGCUCUGUGGGGGCUCCAGGCAGACGGCCUGUACCCCAGGAGCGUGCCCCGGAGAGCUGUGUCCCCGAGACAACGGCACGGCAUGUGGCUCUCACUGCAGAGGCGUCCUCCCCAAAGCAGGUGGGGCCUUCCGGACUGCGGGCCAGGUGGCCAGGCAGCUGCAGGGUUUCAACACCCAGCUCCAGCAGACCAGGCAGAUGAUCAGGGCAGCAGAGGAGGCCGCCUCGAAGGUGCAGUCAGACGCUCAGCGCCUGGAGACCCAGGUGAGCGCCAGCCGCUCCCAGAUGGAGGAAGAUGUCAGACACACACGGCGCCUCAUCCAGCAGGUCCGAGACUUCCUGUCAGACCCUGACACUGAUGCAGCCACCAUCCAGGAGGUCAGCGAGGCUGUGCUGGCCCUGUGGCUGCCCACAGACUCCGCCACCGUCCUGCGGAAGAUGAAUGAGAUCCAGGCCAUCGCAGCCAGGCUACCCAACGUGGACCUGGUGCUGUCCCAGACCAAGAAGGACAUUGCUCGGGCUCGCAGGCUCCAGGCUGAGGCUGAGCAGGCCAGGAGCCGAGCCCACGUGGUGGAGGGCCAGGUGGAGGAUGUGGUGGGGAACCUGCGUCAGGGCACAGUGGCACUGCAGGAGGCUCAGGACACCAUGCAAGGCACCAGCCGCUCCCUUCGGCUUAUCCAGGAAAGGGUUGCUGAGGUUCAGCAGGUGCUGGGGCCAGCGGGAAGACUGGUGGCCGGCAUGACGGAGCAGCUGGGUGACUUCCGAGCACGGAUGGAGGCGCUCCGCCUGCAGGCUAGGCAGCAGCGGGCACAGGCAGCUCAGGCCCAGCAGCUCGCGGAAGGCGCUGAACAGCAGGCGCUGAGCGCCCAGGAGGGAUUUGAGAGAAUAAAGCAAAAAUAUGCCGAAUUGAAGGACCAGUUGGGUCGUAGCCCUAUGCUGGGGGAGCAGGGAAGCCGGAUCCUGAGCGUCAAGACAGAGGCAGAGGAGCUGUUUGGGGAGACCAUGGAGAUGAUGGACAGGAUGAAAGACAUGGAGUUGGAGCUGCUUCGGGGGAGCCAGGCCAUCGAGCUUCGCUCGGCAGACCUGACGGGGCUGGAGAAGCACGUGGAACAGAUCCGCGACCACAUCAAUGGGCGUGUGCUCUACUAUGCCACCUGUAAGUGACGUGCCGGCUUCCAGCCCCUGGCCCUGCCCGUCUGCCCUCUUUACUUUUGGAGGACAGACUGGGUUGGAAUGCUUUCCAGCUCCAGGAGACUUUUAUACAGCCGAAAGCACAGCGUGGUCCACCCCUGGUGUGCAGCUGUUAAGAUUGUUCUGGGCUGCAGCUGAGCCCGAGAUGAUGGGAAAUUACAUUUGAGAGACAGAGAGGGUGGAGGCGGGCCGUGCCUUUGUGACUGGGAGCUCUCAAGUGCAGGGAGCUUGGCUGGGCAGCAUGCAUGCCCUUCAUCCUCCACUGAGGCUGAGUCCUGGACGAACCCCAAAUCUUAACAAACAGUGAUGUACAAACUAAAAGCCCAAUAAAAAUCUUUGGAAAGAA
Messenger RNA from Neofelis nebulosa (Clouded leopard), 4056 nucleotides. It is a transcript of the gene LAMB3, whose product is annotated as laminin subunit beta 3. The transcript has 23 exons. Gene Ontology annotation, cellular component: basement membrane. NCBI's taxonomy places the organism in Eukaryota, Metazoa, Chordata, Mammalia, Carnivora, Felidae. Gene Ontology annotation, biological process: axon guidance. Bases 165 to 3683 code for a protein of 1172 amino acids. The record is from RefSeq and is a predicted model, not a curated record.